Messenger RNA from Oncorhynchus gorbuscha (pink salmon), 3778 nucleotides. RefSeq names its product lysocardiolipin acyltransferase 1 (gene lclat1). The transcript has 6 exons. The record is from RefSeq and is a predicted model, not a curated record. Gene Ontology annotation, cellular component: endomembrane system. Gene Ontology annotation, molecular function: acyltransferase activity. The coding region runs from base 343 to 1494 and encodes 383 amino acids. NCBI's taxonomy places the organism in Eukaryota, Metazoa, Chordata, Actinopteri, Salmoniformes, Salmonidae.
UGCAGUGACGGGUGAGAGUUGGAAGUUGAGAGGUCGUAGUAUGAGGUGAAAAGGUAGCUUGCUGGUGCUGCGACAGCUGCAAAGCUUGCAUCCAUCUCGCGCUGUUAACUUUCAUAAAUGCAAGUUUUAUAACCAAUAAUAAUAGUUUUGCUUCUACUUAGCAUGCGUUUACUACAACCAGGUGCCAGAAAAAAAUAGUUUUCGCAUCAGCAACUGGUUGUAUGCUUGCUAACGCUAGCUAUCUAGCUGGCUAGUAUGUCGCAACCAAGUUGUUGACAUUUCUUCUGGCCGCACCCGACUGGUGCUCAUUUGUAGCGAAUUUGGUGUGAAGAACAUUCAGGUAUGGCGGUGUCUGUGCGUGGGCUGUACUUUGUGGUGACCCUGUUUCUGGGAAGUUUCUUUGGCAGCAUCUUCAUGCUGGGCCCUGUGCUACCUCUAAUGCUGCUGUCACCCUCCUGGUACCGCUGGAUCACAGACCGUAUCGUGGCCACCUGGCUCACCCUGCCCGUGGCCCUGCUGGAGCUGGUGUUUGGGGUGAAGGUGGUGAUCACGGGUGAUGGCUUCAUCCCAGGGGAGCGCAGUGUGAUCAUCAUGAACCACCGGACACGUCUGGACUGGAUGUUCCUGUGGUGUUGCCUGCUGAGGUACAGCUACCUGCGACUGGAGAAAAUCUGCCUCAAGGCCGCCCUCAAAGGUGUGCCAGGCUUCGGCUGGGCCAUGCAGGUGGCCUGCUUCAUCUUCAUCAAGCGUCGGUGGGAGGAGGACCGCAGCCACAUGGAGAACAUGCUAGAGUACUUCUGUGACAUCAGAGAGCCCCUGCAGCUCCUCCUCUUCCCUGAGGGCACUGACCUCACCGACUACACUAGAGCAAGAAGUGAUGACUUUGCGGAAAAGAACGGCCUGCCUAAGUUUGAGUAUGUGCUGCACCCCCGCACCACUGGAUUCACCUUCAUCGUGGACACUCUCCGCAAAGGAGACAACCUGGAUGCCGUCCAUGACAUCACCGUGGCCUACCCCAAGAACAUCCCUCAGACGGAGCGCCACCUGAUCCUAGGGCAGUUCCCCCGGGAGAUCCACUUCCAUGUGCGCCGCUACGAGGCCUCCGCCCUGCCCACAUCCCCUUCCGCCCUGCAGGCCUGGACUCAGGAGCGCUGGGCAGAGAAGGAGGUCCGCCUGAGGGACUUCUAUGCCGCUGAGCCCCGGGGCUUCGACAGGGAGGGCAUGUGCCGCGUGCCACCUUGUAAGACGGAGCUCCGCGUGGCUCUGAUCAAGGCAGCAUCUCUGUUCUACUGGAGCUCUUUCAUAGCCUUGUCCUUCGCAGGCCUCUGGCUCUGGGCCCCGCUCCGUCUGUACUUCUUAGUGAUGAUGGGCGUCUACUUCGGCCAGCAGAAGCUGAUAGGAGGGCUAGAACUACUGGAGCUGGCCUGUCAUCGCUACUGGAAGUCUGUGACUGGGGACGAGAAGGAAAAGGUGGUGGACGGGAAGAAGGAGUGAGGAGGAAGGGACGGCAGGAGGCUAACGUUUCUGCAGUGUUCAGUGGGGAUGCUAGGCCUGAGUCCACAGUUGGGCUCGGUGCAUAUGCUGGAGGGUCAUGGGCAAUCUCCCUCGCUUCACAGGGAGUGAAGGGUGAACCGGCAGGCAAUGUGCAUGGCUUCUUGGGUGAGCUAACCUCACGGCUGAGGUUGCAGAAAAAAAACACAGGAAAGAAUGAAUGUUGUUCUUCUUGCUGGCUUGCUGGGGUCAUAGUAGCUCAUCACAGCCAUUAUGCUGGAAAGCCUUCAUGUGUCCAACUGUCUUGCACCUUUGCUGUCUACAAUUAAGAGGACUAUCAUUGGUCAUCCUUUUUGUUCUUAUGUUUAUAUUUCGUAUCGUUCUAGAACCAGUGUCCAUACCUGUGUAUGAGCUUCACAAUAAUAUACAGAAUAUUAUCUCUUAGCCAUGUGUUUUUAAAUUGAUUUUAUUAUUGUUUUGCGUAUUUCCUUGGUUAUGUAUUUAUUUAUUUUAAGUGAUGGAACAGAGCCAUAUACACAGCACUCAUACAUUAGAUUAGUGUAUGCUGUGAUUAUUUUAGUCCAUAUUUUAACUGUUAUUGUUCUGUGUUUAGCCAAUGUAGAUUAUCCAUUAGUCUAGCCAAAUGAAUCACUGUUUUCCGCAAGCAAUCAUUAGCCAACAAAAAAAUGAUUACCGGUAGAAAUGAAUGUUAUCUGUCCAAGCGAUGAGUCAGUUAUACACUUAGUGUAGAAUUGUUUACUGGCGUUGAAUCUGAACACUCUUAAGACAUUAAGGUCACUGUCAUGCCAUUUACAUUAAAGGUGCAAUAUGCAGAAAUUGCUUUGCCAUUCCCUGGUUGCUAAAAUUCGAAUAGUUUGCCAAAUUUCAGUUUGUGACAAAGCAAUGUAUAGUGUAGCAUAUCAUUGUACCAUCAGUGAAAUAUAUUUUCAAUAACCAAAAAUAUUGUAUUUUCAGCUGUUUUGAAGCUGGUGUACAAAACCGAAAGUAAAAGAUGCAAAAACUAAAUUUAACGGGAAGCAUAGAAAUAGUGCAUAUAGAACAGAUCUACUGCUUCUUAGACUUGCUUUCAAUGCUAAAGACGGAUCUAUAACUCACAUUUCUAUGUGAAUUUGGUCAGGUUGCCCAAAAAGUUAUAUAUUGCAGCUUUAAGCCUUUAUAAGUUAAGCUGUUUUCAUCGUUUAACUCUUGAUAAACCUGAUGAUUUUUGUAUGCAUGCUGGGAAAAAAUGAUUUUGCAGGAGGAAAUCCAAAUGCAAGAAUUGGCCAUGUGAUAUAAAAAGGAACCAAACAGAAUGUAGUAAUCUGCCAAAACUGGGCAGGGCAUUUUCACCACAAGUUGCUGAUAAAGGUGCUGUGGACUGCAGCAAGACUAUCGUGCACCCUGGAUGGAAUGGGUGACGAUUUGAGAUCUGUGACUGAGCACAUACAAAAUCAGCUUAGUUUUCUGCUCUUUUUCGGAAGCAAACCGAAAGAGGGUCAGAGAAUGUCAUUGGGCAACACCACUCUACAGAGGACCAGACUUGGAGUGGAAAACUGGUCUUGAAGUCACCCUAAUCUUUAAAAAAACUCAUGCCCACCUCUCUCUCUCCCUGGGGAACUGGCAUUGAUGUUCUCGGUGUGCUGCUAAACUCAAUUUAGCAAAUGACAACUGAGAAGGCAAUGAGAGCAUCAGAUUGGGCAAUGCUCUGUCCACUAGUACCUAGCCACUGCUCUCAAUGCCACCUCCAACCUUGCCAUAUAUAGAGUUGAAUGGUUUCUCGCACAAUCCAGAACCGUUUUUAUCAAUGACACUGUGCACUGUUUGAUCACCGACCACCUCAAUGCUGCAGGUCAAAUGAUCAUUUUUGUAAGAGUAGUCUCCUAUGUACCAUGUCAUAGAUGGUUGUCUGUUCUUGUUUCUUGAAAUACGAGGCCCUGUUUAAGUGUAGGGGCUGGUUACUGUGAUUAGGCUGUGUUAACAAUUCUCAUCAGCAUGUCAAUGGUUUACCAAAUUACUAAUCAUCUCUAUUACUAGAAUCUUUGAACCAGCUAGAAUUUCCACAAUUCUCCCAUCUUUCUCAUCUGUUAUCUUUGUUUCCCUAUUUCUAGCUUUCUUGGUUGCUCAAAAUUCUCUUUUUGUUGUGUUUUCUGUUUUUGUUCUUGUCCAUAAUAGACUCAACUGCUGAUGCUGGACUCUUUUACAAUCACUAUCCUCAGGUAAAUCUUUACUGGCCACUGUUAUCAGUUAUCACGCUGUUCAAUAAAUAUAUCAUUUCAACCCAUGCAGA